Messenger RNA from Echinops telfairi (small Madagascar hedgehog), 2616 nucleotides. It is a transcript of the gene MX2, whose product is annotated as MX dynamin like GTPase 2. Gene Ontology annotation, molecular function: GTP binding; GTPase activity; microtubule binding. Gene Ontology annotation, biological process: defense response to virus. The record is from RefSeq and is a predicted model, not a curated record. Gene Ontology annotation, cellular component: nucleus; cytoplasm; membrane. NCBI's taxonomy places the organism in Eukaryota, Metazoa, Chordata, Mammalia, Afrosoricida, Tenrecidae. Bases 190 to 2325 code for a protein of 711 amino acids. The transcript has 14 exons.
GGUCUUUCUUUUCUCCUGCAUGGAUUCCCUUCCUGCCCUGAGAGCCAGGGCACAGCCAGAGGCAAGGGGAUGCCUCCUGCGCCCUCCUCCUGGUCUGACUUUCAGCACUCUCCAAGGAGAUUGGAAUCACAGGAGAACAGCAAGAGAACCCAUCAGCCUUGAAUGGGCACUCAUUAAUGCUUAAGAUUCAUGAGUCUUGGUGCUACUGGAAGCAAAAGCCAAUUUCUUCCAAGUCCCAUUCCAAAAAGAGAGAUAAGUAUGUUUCACCACCACCCAAAGGUAUCAUCCCGCACAGUGAAAAAGGAGAAUCCCGCAAGCCAGCAAGCCGGAGGAGAUCUCAACAAGCAUCUCUUCACACUGACACUGAACGAACAGGUGACCAACAUACUGCCAGCAGAGAAUGGGAGCCAGGCCAGCGAAAAGGGGAACCUGUACAACCUGUAUGAGGAGAAGGUGCGCCCCUGCAUCGACCUCAUCGACUCCCUGCGGACCCUGGGCGUGGAGCAGGACCUGGCGCUGCCCGCCAUCGCAGUCAUCGGAGACCAGAGCUCCGGCAAGAGCUCCGUGCUGGAGGCGCUGUCGGGUGUCGCCCUGCCCAGGGGCAGCGGUAUUGUCACCAGGUGUCCGUUGGUGCUGAAACUGAGAAGGCAGCCAUGCGAGGCUAAGUGGAGAGGGAAAAUCAGCUUUGAAAGCACAGAGCACCAGCUGCAUGACCCCGCCAUGGUGGAGCAGGUUAUACACAAAGCCCAGAAUUUGAUCGCGGGACAAGGCGUGGGCAUUAGUCACAAGCUUAUCACGCUGGAAAUCACCUCUCCGGAUGUCCCGGACCUGACCCUCAUUGAUCUCCCAGGCAUCACCAGGGUGGCUGUGGGGAACCAGCCCCAGGACAUUGAAAUGCAGGUCAAGGCACUCAUCAAAAAGUACAUCCAGAGACAGCAGACGAUCAACUUGGUGGUGGUGCCCUGUAAUGUGGACAUCGCCACCACGGAGGCCCUCAAGAUGGCUAAGGAAGUGGACCCCGAGGGAGACAGAACCAUAGGGAUCCUCACCAAACCAGAUCUGGUGGACAAGGGUGCUGAGAAAUGUAUCCUGGAUGUGGUGCGAAACCAUACGUACUACCUCAAGAAAGGCUACAUGAUUGUCAAGUGUCGGGGCCAGCAGGAGAUCACCAACAGGCUGAGCUUGGCAGAGGCGACCAAGAGAGAGAUGAACUUCUUUCAAGGGCAUCCAAAUUUCAGAGUUCUGCUGGAUGAAGGAAAGGCCACGGUGCCCCAUCUGGCUGAAAAACUGACCAGUGAACUCAUCGCACACAUCAAUAAAUCUCUCCCACUAUUAGAGAAGCAAAUCAAGGAUCUCCACCAGGGGGCGACAGAAGAGCUGCGGCAGUAUGGCACGGACAUCCCGAGCAUGGAAACGGAUAAGAUGUUCUUUCUGAUUGAGAAAAUUAAGGAAUUCAAUCAAAGCAUUGAUAAGCUACUGGAAGGAGAAGAAGUUGUCAAAGACAAUGAGUCGCGGUUAUACAACAAAAUCAGAAAGGAGUUUAGAAACUGGGAACUCGUCCUUUCAGCCAACACGCAAAAAGUUAGAAACAUAAUUCAUGAAGAAGUCUCAAAAUAUGACAAGCAGUACCGGGGCAAAGAGCUUCUGGGAUUUGUCAACUAUAAGACGUUUGAGACCAUUGUGCAGCAGUACAUUCAACAGCUGGUAGAACCAGCCCUGGACACACUCCAGAAUGUCAUUGAGAUCGUCUGCCAGGCUUUCACUGAUUUGGCCAAAAGCAAUUUUCGUGAAUUUCCAAACCUGCAUCAAACAGCCCAGAAGCUGAUCGAAACGGUCAAGGUACAGCAAGCGCAGUCAGCGGAAAACGUGAUCCAGCUUCAGUUCCGGAUGGAGCAGCUGGUGUUUUGUCAAGAUCGGAUUUACAGCAAGGUUCUGAAGAAAGCCCGUGUAGAGAUGUUCCAGCUCCUGGACGGCCAGCCGCAGCAACUGCAUCUGAGAAAGCCCGAUCCUGUUGACAUCUGUGCAAAGGAGUCUCCACCGUCUUCAAAUUCCUCCAUCACGGAAAUUGGUGUGCACCUGAACGCCUAUUUCAUGGAAACGAGCGCACGCCUUGGCAACCAGAUUCCAAUUAUAAUUCAGUUUUUUCUCCUCCAAGAGAAUGGAAAUUGCCUGCAAAAAUCCAUGAUGCAGAUAUUACAGGAAAAAGAGCACUACUCCUGGAUUCUGGAAGAGCAGAGAGAGACGUCUGACAAGAGGAGGUUCCUCAAGGAAAGGAUCUUCCGGCUCACACAGGCUAGGCGCACACUCAGCCAGUUCUCCAUUUAGAGGAGACAACACACUGGAGGGCACUGGGGUUCUCGGGUGCUUUCCUGCUCGCAUCCAUUGUAAAGAGAGGUGGUGCCAGAAGCUCCUUUCCGCCUAGGGCUAGACUUUGCUGUUGCUGCCUGCAUCCAUCUUCUCUGUACUAUGGUCACUCUAGAGCUUGUCCGUGAGGUCAUCCCAGCAAGUGAGUACAUGCAUUUGGCUGUCUCCAGGAAGUCUUCCCUGACUACCCAGAAAAGGUGGGCAACUCUGACCUUCAGCCUCCAAAACCCAUCAUUAUAGUAUUUUCCAAAA